GCUUCCCGAGCCCAAAAGGAAAAAUGGGUCUGAAUUAGGACCCAAGGGCAGCUUGAGAUGUGAACUUGCAAGCCUAAGUGGCGUACAAUCAUUGGGCCUGGGAGUAAUAUCUGUAUUUUCUUGGAAACCUACCGAAAUCCCCCGGAAAAUUUCUGGCAGUGAAAAAUGUGGGGCUGUGGCCUUUCAGUUUAGCUAAACAAAAUAUGCGCGCCUAUCCAAUACCACUCUCACUAACUGCUGUUUCCACCGUCGCGCUCGCGCCUUUCCCCACCAUCCGAUUUCUUCUCAACCCACCAAUCUCCGACAAAACCACCUCCCUUUUUCUUUCAACUUCCUGUCCCAGGUUUCUGUUCUCUAAAUUCAGACCCAACCCUUUUUGUUCCAACUCUGACGCCACCUCAUCCGACACGAAUGAGGGUGAUGACGAUGAUGAUGUUUAUUUUGACGAUGAUGAUGGUUUUGUUUUGUCAGAUGAGAAGACACAGACGUUGUCUGAAGAUGGUUUUUUUAUUGAGAUUAAAAAGCUUGGAGGUAACUCUCGUACAAUUCGGUCCAAAAUUGGGAUUGAAGCCAGCCUCGAUACUGUUUGGAACAUUUUGACUGACUAUGAGAAGUUGGCUGACAUUAUUCCGGGUCUUGCUGUCAGCAAAGUUGUUGAAAAAAAGGACAAAUUUGCUCGACUCUAUCAGAUUGGACAGCAGAACUUGCCCUUGGGUUUGAAAUUUAACGCUAAAGGAGUUUUAGAUUGUUAUGAGAAAGAUCUUGAGAUUUUGCCUUCCGGGAAAAAGCGUGAAAUUCAAUUUAAGAUGGUUGAAGGUGACUUUACACGUUUUGAAGGGACAUGGUUGAUUGAACAGUUUAAUAAAGGAAAAUGCAAAGGCAACGAAGCAUUUGCUGGUCAAGAAUUCCAGACAACUCUUUCUUAUUUAGUAGAUGUAAAGCCAAAGAUGUGGUUGCCAGUUCGCCUUGUGGAGGGCAGACUUUCUAGCGAGAUAAAGACGAACCUUUCCUGUAUUCGUGAAGAAGCAAAGAGAGUGAUAAGUGCUUUGAACUCUCUUUAAUAUUAUUUGCUUGGACAGAUAAGUCUCCAUGCACUCUACUCAAGCAUAAUCUGUUCAAGAUCAAGUUUCAUAAUGGAAGAAUGAUUCAACCCAAACCUUUUUCACCUAUUGAUAUGCCCAUGCUUUACAUUGUCUAAGAAAGAGUUGAGGAAAAGGGAAAGAAUUGAGUAUGAUGGACACUCUGGUGAAAGGGUUUAAUAUUUCUUUAGUGUAAUAUAUUAUUUACUAUUAAUUUAUAGUAAAAGAACUAAUGAUGUUACAUGUCCUUUUCGUGGGUUAAAAUUUGAAAAAUGAUGACAAUGAUGUUGUUGAGCAGAGGAGGCACGUUGGGUAAGUUUUUGUGACAGCCCUCAAAGGGCCAAAAGGGAUAUGUUCCAAGUAAAGGGGAAGAACAUGAUCAAAUUCUAGGGAAACAUCAAAGUGACUCUAGGGCCAAACUUUACAAAAGGUAAUCACACGAAGUCCAAUACUGUGGGGUUCCGCAAUCUGUGGUGAUUGAACUAUCAAAAACCCAAGAGGGUGGAAAAAGAAAAGGGAGG
Molecule: messenger RNA, 1600 nt
Organism: Theobroma cacao (cacao)
Lineage: Eukaryota; Viridiplantae; Streptophyta; Magnoliopsida; Malvales; Malvaceae
Product: Polyketide cyclase / dehydrase and lipid transport protein
Source: RefSeq, a predicted model, not a curated record